Messenger RNA from Pecten maximus, 1033 nucleotides. Its product is annotated as protein singed-like. Lineage: Eukaryota; Metazoa; Mollusca; Bivalvia; Pectinida; Pectinidae. The coding region runs from base 157 to 1032 and encodes 291 amino acids. Gene Ontology annotation, cellular component: actin cytoskeleton; cytoplasm. The transcript has a single exon. Gene Ontology annotation, biological process: actin filament bundle assembly; cell migration; establishment or maintenance of cell polarity. The record is from RefSeq and is a predicted model, not a curated record. Gene Ontology annotation, molecular function: protein-macromolecule adaptor activity; actin filament binding.
ACAAGCCUUGAUAUCAGACAGCAGUAGACAGGCUGCGCGGAAAGUCGUUCGUACGGAAGUGGGCACUAGCGAUAGGCAGUGCUGGUUGUGCAGUGAAUGCGGUAGCUCGUAUUUUGUUGCUGUCUCGCGUACUGGAUUUUAUACUUCUGUUCCACGAUGUCGCAAACAAAUGGAAUUAACGGGCACAGUAAGGGAACUGUUUCGGAAAUGUCAUGGAAAGUUGGAUUAUUGAAUUGCCAUACGAAAUAUCUUACCGCAGAGAGUUUCGGUAAAUUGAAUAUCACCGGUUCAAAUUUGAAGAAAAAACAAAUCUGGACCAUCGAACAUGACACAGUUAAUGAAGGGGUGAUUUAUCUCAAAAGUCCACAAACAACAGAUGAUACCUACAUAUUCAAAGACAGACACGGUAAUGUCACGCUGAAGGAAAAGGAGGAUGAGUGCAAGUUUGUCGUUGAGUAUGGCGAUGGGGAGUAUUCCGGUCUUUGGGCGUUUCGUAAUGUUAAGUCCAACGGACUUCUCGGCACUGAUCCCGAGAAGAAGGACGAAGUGAAGUGUUUUAAUGAGGGGAAACCAACAAACUUGGAGUACUGGACCGUCCAACUAUCGAUCCACCCUCAAGUGAAUAUCCAACAUGACAGUCGGUACGUUCAGCUCUGCAAUGACGAAUUGCAGUUUUCAGAAACCAUUCCCUGGGGUGCACCGUCUCUUAUUGUUUUGGAAUUCCAUGAAGGAAAAUAUGCCCUGAAAACUAGUGACGACAGAUAUCUAACUAACGACGGGACAUUGUCCGAAGAAUGUACAGAUGAAUCAAAAUUCACACUUGAAAUCCAUUCUGGAAAGGAAAGAGUUCGUUUGGCGUUCAAGGACUGCCAACAGCGCUACCUUAAGACUGCCGGUCAUUCGAGGACCAUGAAAGCACGGAAUACGGCUGUCACGAAGGAUGAGCUAUUUGUCAUUGAGGAUUGUCAUCCACAAGUUGUGUUUAUAUCAGAUGCAGGCAAGAUGAUAUCCGUCAAACAAGGUACACAUUAAA